GACAAUUCCGCUUCUCCUUUGAGAUCGGUCACUUUCGUAGGAGGAAAAUUGAGACAGAGAGAGAGAGAGAGAGAGACAGGGAGGGAAAUUGGGUAAUGCACAUCUCUCUCUUUCGGAAUCCGAGUCUUUGUUUUUUUUAUUUGUAUUUGUAGUGAGUAUAUUGAUGAAAGGUGUAGUUUUUCGAAGGAGGAUCUCAGUUUCGAGCAGAGGCGAUUAGAGGUUGAAAGGAGGGAGCUUUUUUGUAUCCAUGCUCCGAUUUUGCUCGAUUAUUUAUCUGUUUGGACUUUCUAUGUAAAAGGGUCGGGUAUUUAUCACAGUAUUCACCCCUGUGAGGUGCUGCUUCUAUUCGUUAAUUUAGUUUUGUCUGGGUGGUAGUUUUUCGUUGGAGCGCAUAUGGUGAGGCGGCAAUUCCUGAUUUGUGAGGCUUCUCCGAGUCCACAUGUGCGUGUUUCUAUCCCUUACAUCUGCUACUGUACUCGCAGCGGGGUUUUAACGCUUCUUUUUUGCUUUUUUCGUCCAUCUUCUCCGUGGGGGGGUAGCUCGGGAUCUUACUUUGUUUGGUUUUGUUUGGAGGGAGAUGAGGGGGGGAGUGCGCUAAGUUAGCUAUUGGUUCCGUUUGCUUGGCUUCUUUCUCUUCCUUUCUGUCAAUUAAAUCAUGAGCCUUUGCGUCGUGCAUGGAAAGGGGAGGAGAUCGAAUCUCCGUUGAGCGUUUCUUUUUUGCCUUUCCUUCUAUUUCGGGUCUUCCUUUUCCGUGGCUCCACCUGUUUUUUUCUCGGCUGUCCGUUUCCCGUUUUCUUUCUCGGUGUGCUCGGGAUCCGCUUGAUGUUUGGGUGAUCGAGGUGUAUAUAUAGAGGUUGCAGAGGGAUCAUUAGAAGCCGUGGGAACAAAAAAGGUUGAAUUUUAAAUGAGUUUCGACGGCUUAUUCGACUCCGGCGGCUCCGGCGCUCUGCCUCCUUACUCCUCCGGAGGCGUACAGCAGACGCGGUUUCUCUCAAAUCCAGUAUUCAGUACCCCCGGCCUCUCACUCGGCCUGCAAAUGAACACCGCCGGACAGGGGGAUAUGAGUAGAUUAGGAGUUUUUACCGGCGGCGUUGGAGAUGUUGAGGCGAUUGUUAAGAGCAGGGAGGAGGAGAAUGAGAGCAGGUCGGGCGGGAGUGACAACCUCGAAGGCGGCUCCGGAGACGAUAUUGAUCAAGAGAAUCCUCGCAAGAAGAAAAGAUACCACCGCCACACUCCACAACAAAUCCAAGAGCUCGAAGCUCUCUUUAAGGAGUGCCCUCACCCGGAUGAAAAGCAGCGGAUGGAGCUGAGCAAGCGUCUCAAUCUCGACCCACGCCAGGUCAAAUUCUGGUUCCAGAAUCGCCGCACACAGAUGAAGACACAGAUUGAACGGCACGAGAACUCGAUUCUCCGUUCAGAAAACGAUAAGCUUCGCGCCGAGAACCUGACCAUCAGGGAAGCGAUGCGCAGCCCGGUAUGCGGGUCCUGCGGCAGUCCGGCGAUGCUCGGAGAGGUUUCGCUUGAAGAACAACAACUCCGGAUCGAAAACGCGCGCCUCAAAGACGAGCUCGACCGCGUGUGCGCGCUCGCUUCCCGAUUCCUCGGCCGGCCAAUGUCCGCACUUUCAUCUCCUUUUUCUGCGUCACCGCUCGAACUGGGCGUUGGCUUCACUGGGCUGGCGGCAAUGGUCGGUGGGGAUUACACAGCUGGAAGCUCCAUGCCUCAGCCACCACGUGCCGUGCUUGCGGGCUCCGAGAGAUCCUUGUUGCUCGAACUUGCGUUGGCAGCAAUGGAUGAACUCGUUAAGUUGGCGCAAGUAGAUUCUCCCUUUUGGAUUCCAAACAUCGACGGUCGGGGAGAGGUUCUCAACUUGGAAGAAUAUACAAGAGCUUUGCCCCGUUGUGUCGCACCGAAGCCGGCAGAUUUCUUCUCGGAGGCCACAAGAGAUACUGCAAUCGUUCUCAUCGAUGGCAUGAUCCUCGUUGACACCUUCAUGGAUGCGAACCGGUGGGCGAAAAUGUUCCCAUGCGUCGUAGCGAAAGCGGCUACCAUUGACAUCAUAUCCAGCGGGAUGGGCGGGACUCGAAACGGCGCGUUUCAACUGAUGCAAGCGGAGCUACAAGUGCUGACGCCGCUUGUGCCGGUGAGGGCGGUGAGCUUCCUGAGGUUCUGCAAGCAGCAUGCGGAGGGCGUGUGGGCAGUGGUGGACGUUUCCGUGGACGGCAUACGCGAGAGCCUGGCUGCUUCCGGCUCUCACAUGAGCUGCCGGCGACUUCCGUCGGGCUAUUUGGUGCAAGCAAUGCCCAGCGGCUACUCCAAGGUCACAUGGAUUGAACACGCGGAAUACGACGAAACAGCUGUGCACCAGCUCUACCGUCCUCCGCUGCGAGCUGGUAUCUGCCUCGGCGCGCGUCGUUGGAUCUCCGCUCUCCAGCGCCAGUCUGAAUACCUCGCCAUUAUGUCCGCCACUUCUCCCCCGCCCAGCGACAACCCCGCGAUAACGGUUGCUGGGAAAAGAAGCAUGAUGCGGCUGGCUGGAAGGAUGACGGAAAACUUCUGCGCGGGUGUGUGCGCUUGGGCGGAGAGGAAAUGGAGGGAACUGCGUUCGGCAGAGGUUGGGGAGGAUAUGGUGCGGGUUAUGACAAGACAAAGUGUGGAUGAUCCAGGUGAGCCUCCAGGCGUUGUGCUUAGUGCGGCGACCUCGGUGUGGCUGCCGAUGGUUUCUGCGCAGCGAUUGUUUGAGUUCUUGAGGGACGAGCAGCUGCGGCGCGAGUGGGACAUUCUUUCAAAUGGCGGCCCGAUGCAGGAGGUAGCCCAUAUAGCAAAGGGUCACGACCGCGGGAACUCCGUCUCCCUCCUCCGCGCCACGGUUCCCGCCGCCGCUUCGGCUAUGGAUGCCAAUGGAAAUCAGAAACAAGAAGAAGAAAGCAUGUUGAUACUGCAAGAAACAAGCACAGACGCUGCAGGAUCAUUGGUGGUUUAUGCCCCCGUGGACGCACCAGCCAUUAACCUCGUCAUGAACGGUGGCGAUUCGUCCUAUGUUGCCCUCCUCCCCUCCGGCUUCUCGAUUCUCCCUGAUGGUAGUGGCGGCUCCGGCAACGUCGGAGGGUCCCUACUCACCGUAGCCUUCCAGAUUCUUGUCAGCACGCUCUCGACCGCCGAACUCACCGUGCAAUCGGUCGACACAGUCAAAAGCCUAAUCUCAUGUACUGUACUCAAAAUCAAGUCCGCCCUUACUUGCUGAAGCAGCCAGCCAUGCUAGCUCAUAUUUUUGGAUUAUAUAUUAUAUAUCUACAUUUCUUUAUAUAUUUAUAAAGCGAGAGAGACAGAAAAAAGAAAAAAAGAGAGAAAAGCGUUGUUAAUCAGCCAAAUAGACUUUUUUAAAUUUCUUUAAUAACUUGGGAGAUGAAAUAGUUGUGGUUUGCGUCGUUGCCAUGCGCAAUGCGGUCGGGUUCGAGUCAAGAACGAACCUCGCGUCAGGUGAGAGAGAAGCACCGAUCAGCGGUGGCGGUUCGGGCAUUGACUCGCUUUCCAUGUGCCAUGUGUUGUAGAUUUUAAUAUCUCGGUAAAUUCUAUGAAUGGACUGAGGAGAAUAUUGAACUGUUGUAGUUUAUGAUUUUAUUGUCAUCAUGCUGAUGUUGUUUCUAAUGUUAUCAACUGUUUCUGGCUACAAUGUUAUAAUGUUUU
Messenger RNA from Phalaenopsis equestris, 3687 nucleotides. RefSeq names its product homeobox-leucine zipper protein ROC6-like. The transcript is spliced from 9 exons. Gene Ontology annotation, molecular function: DNA-binding transcription factor activity, RNA polymerase II-specific; DNA binding; lipid binding. Bases 905 to 3244 code for a protein of 779 amino acids. Lineage: Eukaryota; Viridiplantae; Streptophyta; Magnoliopsida; Asparagales; Orchidaceae. Gene Ontology annotation, biological process: regulation of DNA-templated transcription. The record is from RefSeq and is a predicted model, not a curated record.